AUGAACACAACUGAGAAGUUUUACCUUCCCGUUGAUGGCAUCUUCGAAAUGUUCAACUCUCUCACCAGCUAUCACCAAUCACACAUUACGCACCUAGUCCUGCAGAGCACAGGCCUUACCCCGGCACUCCAGCACCCCAAAGUCUCAAACAUAUCGAAGACAGGUAUGGGCAUCAUCAAAUCGGUUAAAGGGCGAUGGAGAGAACAGGAUAAGAGGGCGGCUGCGAUUAGAUCCUCAAGUUCUGGCAAUCGGCAAGUAUCAACAGAUCGAGCCCCAAAGAGGUCCGUGGAUCUGCAGGAGUUGGGUCUGACCAAGCCCAGGAACUGCCACAGAGUAGUUGUGCUUGGCGCACCCAGAGUAGGCAAAACCAACAUCCUCCAGCGGUUUUUGGGUAAAGAAUUUGAGGAGCACUAUCAACCCACAACUGAGGACUUCCACAGAAAGCUGUUCCACAUCGGAGGGGAGGCGUACCAGGUUGAUCUUCUAGACGCAUCAAGUGAGAGGGACUUCCCUGCAAAACGGAGGUUAUCUGUAUUGACAGGUGACAUAUUUCUGCUCGUCUUCAGUUUGGAUGACAAAGACUCUUUCAGUGAAGUCUGCGAGCUGCUGAACGAGAUCAAAACUGCCAAGGCAAAGUUACUAAAAUUAAAAAAUCCCGCGAGAGUGCCGGCCGUGAUAUGCGGGAAUAAAGCGGACUUGGAAACGCGGAGAGUCGUCAGUCGGUCAGAAGUGACAGAAGUCCUAGGUGAGGGGGUCUCAUUCUUCGAAACCUCGGCUAAAGACGGUUCCGGACUGGAGAGUAUGUUCGGAGCUCUUGCCUCCCUGGGCGGACUGCCUGACGAGACCAGUCCGUCACGGCAUCAGAUCGUAUCCAUCCCCACCUACCAGUCGCUGUGCAUCGGCCAGCAAGGCAGCAGAGGGAGCCGGACGCGGGGACUGAUCGGUGCGCCCUGUGCCGCCGUGGACCCUCUGGCUCGCCGCCCGAGCUUCAACAGCGACUUGCAGCUUGUGCUUGGAUCAAGCACCAAACACAACAAACCAGAGAAGUGUCAGAUUCAAUGA
Messenger RNA from Seriola dumerili (greater amberjack), 1062 nucleotides. RefSeq names its product GTP-binding protein Rhes-like (gene rasd2a). The transcript is spliced from 2 exons. The coding region runs from base 1 to 1062 and encodes 353 amino acids. The record is from RefSeq and is a predicted model, not a curated record. Gene Ontology annotation, molecular function: GTP binding; GTPase activity. NCBI's taxonomy places the organism in Eukaryota, Metazoa, Chordata, Actinopteri, Carangiformes, Carangidae.